UCUUAAAUUAAAUUAAUCAAUUAUUUAAAAUGAGUGAAUUUGUUAGUAUUGAUGAUUACGAAAAAUCAGCAGCUAAUAUUUUGGCCCAGUCAGUGAAAGAUUAUUACACAAGUGGUGCAGGAGAUGAAUUUACUUUGAAGUGGAAUAGAGAUGCGUUUAAAAAGUACCGAAUAAGACCACGAGUACUGACAGAUGUAUCAAAAUGUGAUAUAAGUACAUGGGUACUCGGUGAAAAAAUUGCCAUGCCUUUAGGAAUAGCGCCUACUGCAAUGCAACGGAUGGCUCAUCCAGACGGCGAGUGUGCGAAUGCUAAAGCUGCUGAAUAUAUGAAAACAAUUUUUAUACAGUCAACAAUAUCAACUAGCAGUAUUGAAGAAAUAAACAAAGCUGCACCAAAGGCAAUUAAAUGGUUUCAAUUGUACAUAUACUGCGACCGCCAAGUAACGAUAAAUCUGAUAAGACGGGCUGAAAAAGCCGGUUACAAGGCUAUUGUUCUUACUGUUGAUACUCCGUUCUUUGGUACCAGGCGUCGUGACGUAAAAAACAAAUUUACAUUACCAAAACAUUUGAAACUAGCUAAUUUCGAUGGUCAUUUGUCGGAUAAAAUAAAUUACACUGACUCAGGGUCUGGUUUAAAUGAAUACGUCGUCAAUUUAUUUGACGAUUCACUGUCUUGGAAUGAUGUCGACUGGCUCAAAAGUGUCACCAACUUACCGAUUAUUUUAAAAGGAAUCUUGAGAGCUGAUGACGCAGUAGUGGCUCGGGAAAAAGGAGUCCAAGGGAUCAUUGUUUCAAAUCAUGGUGCCAGGCAACUUGACGAAGUCGCCGCAUCGAUUGAAGCGCUGCCUGAAAUUGUCAAAGCUGUUGGUGAUACAAUUGAUGUUUAUUUAGAUGGUGGGAUCAGACAAGGAACUGAUGUCUUCAAAGCUUUAGCUCUAGGUGCUAAAAUGGUAUUUUUCGGAAGACCAAUGCUCUGGGGACUAACACACGGUGGCGAAAAAGGAGCGAUAGAAGUUCUGAAACUAAUAAAAGAAGAUAUAAGACAGACUCUAGCAUUAGCCGGCUGUCGAUCUGUCAAUGAAGUAACCAGAGAUAUGAUAAUCCACGAGUCACAUUACAGUCGUCUGUAAAUGUAAAUAUAAAUACAAAUCAAAUGCUCAAGCUCAAUUAAAUGCUAAUUGACAUCAUAUAGUAUAUAAUAAUAGUACAGUAGGUAAAGAAAAGUAAACAGUUUGAUAUCUUUACAACACAUGGUUGGCAUUUUAUUUUCAAUAUAUAUAUUUUUUGUUCAUUUAUAUAUAUAUAUGUAUAUAUUUAUAUAUACGCGUGUCUUGUAUAUGUGAAUGUGUGUAUUGCUCGCAAUGUGUGCAAGGCCGAGCAACAUGAGUAUUUACAUAUACUGGUCUACAUAAAUACACAAUUCUGUACGUACACACAUUUUCUAAAAGAAAAUGUAUCGUUUUUUUUUUUUUUAUAUACUUUAUUUUAAAAGUCUGGUAAAGGGAGAGCAUACUGAUCAACGUUCAUACAACAAAGAGCUAUUUUUUAAUGCUCAAUAAAAGACAUUAAUUUGUUAUUAUAAUUAUUAUUAAUAUUUUUUUUUCUUUUUUCAUAUUCGUACAGAAUUCAAUAAACUUCUCUAAAGACAUAUUGACUGAUCAUACAACGGCUGCUCUAGCCAUUGAAAAAUUUUUUUUGUCAUCACUUAGUUUUUUAAAAUAUAAAUUUUUAUUAUUAUUUCUACCAUCAAUGGAUUUUAGACGCCUUGAAUCACAACAACAUCACUUGCUUUUAUUAUUAUUAUUAAUUUAAUAAAUAGCCGAUCGUUAGCUCAUGCUGAUUUUUUAUUUAAUUGAUUAGUUUAUUAGUUGGUUAAUUAAUUUGUUAUUUAUUAUCAUCAUUGUAUUAAUUAAUAUUUUGUUAAUUGUAAGAUAGACUAGACAGACAUUUCUAUCAAAUCAGUGCAUUCGAGUCCAGAUAUUAAUUUUUAAAUAAUUUUUUUUUUACUUUGUUAAUAAGAAGAACGUAUAAUUAUUUAUAGAAGUGUAAAAUUUAUUGGUCCAGAGAUAUUUAUUUAGUAUAUUUUUUUACUCACGUGUUCGUGAUUAAACUGACCUUUUUUUCUAGUUUCUGGCUUCAAGUUUUAUAAUAAAUUAUAUAAUAAUAAAUAUGACAAAAAGCGGGUGGUAAAAAUUGAUCGUUUUUAUUUUAAGAAGCAGUUUUUUUUUCAACGAUCAAUUUUUUUGAAAAAUACACAGAAAAAAAAAAAUUUCUUGAUUCAAAAAAUUUUUUUUUGGCGCCAAGAAAUUCUUUUUUUUUUUGUGUAAAAAAAAAAUGAAUAUUUUCACCCGAGGAAGACUCGAUUAAGCGAUAAUUUUAUAUAGAUUCUGUCAAUCUACUUUUUAAUAUCUAUUUUAUAUAUUUAUUUAACUGUUCUCUCGUGAUGUAAAGCUCAGGUAGACCAGAUUUACUAAAAGCUUUUUAAAUACUAAUUUAUUUUUUUUUGUAAACAAUCACAAUCACGAGCACGAUCACGAUUACGACAAUAAAACAAUUAAGUUAAAUAAUAUAUGACGACACGUCUAGCUUGUAAUAAUAUUUACCAGACAAACAUACAGUAAAGUGUAUGUUCAAUCCCUGCUAUCAGUCUGAAUCUAAUUGACAAUGUACGAAAAAUCUUAACUGAUGUAUAUGUUUAUAUGUUUAUUUAUUAUCAGUGAAGAUUAUUUUAAAGCAGUUGCUGGUGCUUUCGCGGGAUUAACUGCCGAAUAUUUUCUUUGUUUUUUUUUUUUUUUUUUUUUUUUUUUUUACAUAACAAGUAACUGGUGCGCGGUCAUAAUAUCCUUCCCUUAUAAUCCUCGACAAAUCCGGAAGGAAAAUCUGCUCUAUUAGGAUUUUUUUUGGAUUUCCUAAAAAAUUCUGUGACAAUUUCUGACGAUUUAUCAGAAUUUCUCCUGCAUUAUCAGGAUUUUUGUUUGUGAAAUUUUCUGGGAUCAAAUUGAUCGAUUUUAUUGUCUGGUAUUUUACAGUAUCGGAUAUUAUGACCGGCAAAGUAACUACCAAUUACAAUCGUUACUGUUACUUAUACAUUUCUACAUGAUAGUUAUAAUUACCAUUAUUUAUAUGUUAAUUAAUUAGUUAAUUUGUUUAUAAGUCCCACCGUAAUCAACGAGCAGACGGUCUAGUUAUCAGAAUGACUUUCUUCCUGAGUCACAAGUCUUGAUUUAAUAUUUAACCAAUUGAUCGAACAUUAUUCCACGCAUCAUUAUUAUUAUUAUUACGCUAAUUAGAACACCUGAUUAUUUUUAAUGCAUCAUUUAAGUAACAAUCUACGUCUACUAGUGUAGAGGCAGUAGCACAUUUUUGUGUUGUCAUUACAAUGUUUAUAGGCUUGCAAAUUUUAAUUAUUAUUAUUAUUAUUAUAAUUAUUACAAUUAUUUAUAAUUGAUUUCAAAUAAUUUUUGAUCUAUCAAAUGUUUAAUUGUAGUGUAAUUAAUAGUAGGUACAUUAGCGUAAAAGCUUUCUCUCAAAAUUUAGAAUUUCAUCGAAGACCAAAUCAUGAAAUUUUUUUUUUUAAAAAACCAGAGCAAUUUUUAUUUAUUUGUUGUUAUUUAGUUUGUUAAUUAGUAUCACAAGAGCCUACAUACUAAUUUUUUUUUCUUUGUUAAUUAUUUAUAUUUUAUUUUUAAGUCUAGACAACCGUAACUUGCAACUCUUUGUGUUAAAUAAUUAAUAUAUUCAUCAAAACCUAUACUAAUUAAGCUGACAGCUACGAAAAAACUUGAUAGUAUAUUUUUUAUAUAUUAUAUUUAUUAGUAUUUGUCUUGUUUGAUAUUUAAUUCGAUAAAUCGCAAUAAAAAUUCAGUAUCUAGAUACACCGGACUGCGAUAUGUCUUCAAAUUACCCAAAAUAAUUCAUUUUAAAUAAAAAAUUAAUUGUUUUUAUUGAGGAAAAAAUUUUAAUUCAUAUCGAAGAUCUCGUACUCUGUAAAUAAAAAUAAAAACAAAUAAAUAAAAUAAAGCCUUUGAUAUUUUGUUAUAAAAAUUCCUUUUAAUAUGCGGAAUUAAUUAACGCUGAUAUGCAUAUAAUCUAAAUUAUUAAUUUAAACAAUUAAACUACAUAAUUACAAUUGUAUCUAGAUACUAUUACAUUAAUUUUCCAGUUUAUUUAUUUUUUUUUUUUCCAAAUUCAUCAAUAAAAAUCUUCCAUACAAGUCUUUUUUAGCCGAACAAGUGACAGUUUUUUUUUUUUUAACAAUAAUUAUAAUUAGUAAUUAUUA
Microplitis demolitor is the source of this 4279-nucleotide messenger RNA. RefSeq lists its product as uncharacterized. The transcript has 7 exons. Gene Ontology annotation, molecular function: FMN binding; oxidoreductase activity. The record is from RefSeq and is a predicted model, not a curated record. NCBI's taxonomy places the organism in Eukaryota, Metazoa, Arthropoda, Insecta, Hymenoptera, Braconidae. Bases 30 to 1130 code for a protein of 366 amino acids.